Messenger RNA from Schistocerca serialis cubense, 3099 nucleotides. RefSeq names its product zinc finger and SCAN domain-containing protein 2-like. The record is from RefSeq and is a predicted model, not a curated record. The transcript is spliced from 6 exons. Bases 170 to 2665 code for a protein of 831 amino acids. NCBI's taxonomy places the organism in Eukaryota, Metazoa, Arthropoda, Insecta, Orthoptera, Acrididae. Gene Ontology annotation, cellular component: nucleus. Gene Ontology annotation, molecular function: zinc ion binding.
UUGGUUUAACGCAAGUGACAUGUUUGUUGUAUUGACGACUUAAUGUCAUCGAGGGCAUUGAGUAGGAGGAACAAUGAGAAAAGACCGGCACCUAGAGAAAGAGGCGCGCGUGUUCAACAAGACGCAAUGUUCCUAAUUGUAGCAAUAGCAAGGACCCCGACAGAAAAAAAUGACAGCCGUUCUUGAAAGUGUGCCUUUAAGCACCGAGGAGUUCAAUGAGCUGUGCAGACUUUGCGCGGCGAAGACAAAUGUCCUAGUCGGGUUACCAAUUUUUGAAGAUGAGGGAGAUACCCGUCAGAUUUUCAAAAAGAUAAAAGCAUGUUUACCGGUGCAGGUUGCCAGUACUGAUCGAUUACCCAAGAUGGUCUGUGAAGAAUGUGUAUACAAGCUAGAUCUACUGUUCGAGUUCCGCGAGCGGAGUUUACGCACAGAACGCUACCUGGAAAGUGUACUGGCCAAGGUUGCAGGAACAUUGACAGCACCACCCACUGCAGACUGUCCUACAUUGGUGACGUCCUCUUCCACGGCAUCCUCUGCCUCUCCCAUCCAGGUGACGCCAGUCGCUACUGCCACACUCACACUGACAACACCGGUGUUGCUGUUGGCACCUCUGUCAGUGUCAAGGCCACUGCCAUCUGCUUCUGUUACGUCAGCUGCAGCCGGAGCCGAAGGUUCUGCGCAUAUUUUACCAAUGCAGGUACAGCCUGUAACACCAGUACAAAACCACUUGCGACCAUCUUGUGCUGUGGAGUCACGUGAACCACAUGUAACAGCAGUGACAUCACUACAACAAACGAGGUCACAGGUACAAAUAGGCCCACACACUUUGCUACAGCAGGAGUCUCCACCACCAAAUCCACAGCAGCAGCAGCAUCAUUAUCAGCAGCAAUUUCCUAACCAACACCACCAACAGCAGCAGCACCACCAUCAUCGCCAUCAGCUGCAGCAGUCACAACAACCACCACCACCACCACCACCACCACCAUCACUACCCUCAAGGCUGCGGCAACAGACACAGCAAAUUCAGUCCCAUCACCACCUUAGUACUCACUGUCAAACACAACUGCACCAACCUGCUCAGCUGCAGGAACAGCGUCAGCAUCUUCUUAAUCAGCAACGACAGGACCAGCAACAAAUAUUAUUGCAUCAGCAACAGAAGCAUCCAGCCCAAGAUCCUCAGCUUCAAAUUCCAUCUCAACCGCAGUCAAUGCAACAAAGUAUCUGUACUCAGGUGGUGUCUGGUGCGCAUGAUUGGCUGUCCACUAUGCAACCACAGCAAGCUGUGGAAUGUGAACCAGAUGUGUUGAUCAAGAUUGAAGAACAUGAGAUUGAUGCCACUGGUGGUGAUAAAGUGGUUGAAGAUGAUAAUGGUGAUGAAGAUGAGGGUGGUAGUUGUGGUGGUGAUGGUAACGAUGGUGAUGAUUUGAGUAUCAGUGUCAGUGUUAAAAAUAUUCCAGAAAGUGACCAGGAAAUCAAUAACCAACAAGAAGCAAUUGUGAGCGAAGACCGGAAUAUUGAAUGUACAGUUAACGACAACUGUGGCGCUGUUCCUGUGACAUUGUCUACAUUAGAAAGUUUAUCAGUAAGCAGGAAAGCAGCAGACGUGACAGGACCUCAGAGGCAGUUGUAUCCUGAAAAGAGAAGGCCACCAAGUUCUCAGGUGAAAAGCACUGAAGUUCGCUGCACAACCUGUGGUGAUGUGUUUCCAAGCCAUGAUGAACUAGAAGAGCACAGAGAAGGUGGUUGUGGUGGUUCAGAAGUGACUGAUGCAUCUGGAGGUGAUGGAGUUUCUGAUCAACCAGCAGCCCGCAAAAAGUGGGAGCCAAAAGUGUGUACUGAGUGUGGCAAAGAAUAUCGUACCAACUACAAACUUCGUGAGCAUAUGCGACGACACACUGGUGAACGACCAUUCCGCUGCUCUUCAUGCCCAAAAGCAUUUCGCUCUAAAAUUGGUUUAGCUCAGCAUGAAGCUCGCCAUACUGGAGAGUUUGAGUUCAGCUGUGACACUUGUGGGAAAGGCUUCCAGUGCAAAUCAUACUUGAUUGUGCAUCAACGAGUUCAUUCAGAUGAAAAACCAUACCCCUGCAGUACAUGUGGACGGCGAUUCAAGAUGCGUCAGAGCCUUUUAGAUCACCAAAAUAGACACCUCGGGGUGAAACCUUACCUUUGUGAGACAUGUGGUCGUCGCUUCGUUACAAAAGGUCUCUGUAAAUCACAUCAGCGUAUUCAUUCUGGUACUGACAAUCGUCGUCAUCCCUGUAGUGUUUGUGGAAAACUCUUUGUCAGUAAAUCCUAUCUUGCAACUCACUUGCGGAUACAUACUGGGGAAAAGCCAUUCAUGUGUGAGGUGUGUGGUAAAGGAUUCCUGACCCGUGUUGAUCUUCGCAUCCAUGCAACAGUGCACACAGGUGAAAAGAGUUUCCAGUGUGAGUGGUGUGGGAAAGCAUUUGCAAGGCGUGAUGCACUUCGCUGCCAUCGACGGUCACAUACAGGUGAACGUCCAUAUACAUGUGAUGUCUGUGGACAGAGCUUUACACAGUUCUCUCCACUCACUAUUCAUAAACGUCUCCACACGGGUGAGCGACCAUACGCUUGUGACAUUUGCUCAAAAGGGUUUGUGUCGCGAUCUACCAUGAUGGCUCAUCGAAAGAAGUGCAGCAGUUAGUGUUUCUAAUUUAUGCAUUUUGCCAUGUCCUCUGAAAAUUUUAUUUAAUUUUAGGAAGAGUGUAUCUUCUGAGUUUUAAUUAUUUGUAGAAAUUUUGUUUACAUUGAAAAAAUUUUAAUCAGUGUUUAUUUUUAAAUUUACUGUAGAAUUACCGUUUAUGUAGUUUACAAAAUUUUUAUUAGGCUCCUGAAAUGGAAAUUAUUAACGUAAUUGCAAUUUUCUAUGAAAAUGUGCAUUCUGGAUGGAUGUAAACUUUAUUACACAAGGAAAUAAUAAUAGUGACUUGUUUUUAUAUUGAUUUGAUGUGAAUAUUGCUUUGAAAAUGUAACUUUUUUCUGCAUAGUCACAGUUAUGGAAUUUGUUUCAAUAUAAUUUUCUUUGUAAUUUCAUUUUGUUAUAUGUCUUGUUGAAAUGAAAAAGAGCAGUAUAAAUUG